Messenger RNA from Zeugodacus cucurbitae (melon fly), 994 nucleotides. RefSeq names its product NADH dehydrogenase [ubiquinone] iron-sulfur protein 3, mitochondrial (gene ND-30). Bases 100 to 894 code for a protein of 264 amino acids. NCBI's taxonomy places the organism in Eukaryota, Metazoa, Arthropoda, Insecta, Diptera, Tephritidae. Gene Ontology annotation, molecular function: NADH dehydrogenase (ubiquinone) activity. The record is from RefSeq and is a predicted model, not a curated record. The transcript has 4 exons.
UUGUGACAUUUGUAUUUGACAUCUAUAUGUUGUUAUAUAAACAGCUGUCAAGAAAAUAAGGUGCAAUAUCGGAAUUUUUGCUUAAACGAAAACGUUGAAAUGGCUGCGAUUAUUAGAAGAUUAGGUUGCAGGGCAAUCAGCAAUUUCGCUGCUAUAAAUGUUGCUGCUCCCAAAGCGGUGGGUGCAAUCCGGUAUUCCAGCGCUACACCUGCCCCUCCAGCAGAAGACAAACCUACUUUCCGCAAACCCAAUGAAGCAACGCGUUUGAAUUUAAGCAAUUUUGGACGAUAUGUGGCUGAAUGUCUGCCCAAAUAUGUGCAGAAAGUGCAACUAACAGCUGGUGAUGAACUUGAGGUUUUAAUUGCACCUGAGGGUGUUGUGCCUGUUCUGCAGUUUCUUAAGGACAAUCAUUUAGCGCAAUUCAGUAAUUUAGUGGAUAUUGCCGGUAUGGAUGUACCAAGCAGACAGUAUCGCUUCGAAGUCAUCUAUAAUCUCUUAUCGCUACGUUUUAAUUCACGCAUACGCGUUAAGACCUAUACUGAUGAAUUGACUCCAUUGGACUCGUGCAACGAAGUCUUCAAGGCAGCAAAUUGGUAUGAACGUGAAAUUUGGGAUAUGUAUGGUGUGUUCUUUGCAAAUCAUCCCGAUUUGCGACGCAUAUUAACUGAUUACGGAUUUGAGGGACAUCCACAACGUCGUGAUUUCCCAUUAUCCGGCUAUGUCGAGUUGCGUUACGAUGAUGAGAAGAAACGUGUUGUCUGUGAACCACUGGAAUUGGCGCAGGAAUUCAGAAAGUUCGAUUUGUCAGCACCAUGGGAGCAGUUCCCAAAUUUCCGUAAUGCUAAUCCACCAGCAGAGACUGUAGAAACCAAACAGGAGAUUCCUAAAAAAUAAACGAUACGUUUAAAAUGUGGCAUAGUUCAUAAUUUGUUGCGAUUUACAGUUUAAACGUAAUCCAUAUAUAAUAUAGCAAAUAUAUCGCUUCAAAGAAAAA